AUGGACGACUCUCUCCUCGACCAACUGCCGCCGGAAAUCCUCCUCCUCGUCUUCCUCCGCCUUCCCCUCCGUCACAUCGCCGCCAGCCGUUGUGUCUGCCGCUCCCUCCGCGCCGCCCUCUCCUCCCCCCACUUCCUCCGUCUCCUCUCCCUCCGCCGCCUCCCCUUCCUCGCUCUCGGACCCUCUUUCCCCGCCCCGGUUCCCUACGCCUACGACCCGGACUCCGGCCGGUGGCUCCGCCUCUCUCUCUCCUUCCUCCCCUUCCCCGGCCGCCGCCACGUCAUCGCCGCCUCCCACGGCCGCAUCUACCUUUGGGCCGCCUCCUCCUCCGAUGACGACGAGGAGGAGCAAAGCUCCCCGAAAGCCCUCAUCGUGUGUAACCCCCUAAUUGGUUGGUUCGAAACCCUCCCGAAGCUCGGCUCCGCGUGGUCCCACCAUGGCUACGUCGUCUGCGGCCCGGACGGAAGCGUCCUCCUUCUCACCGACCUCGCGGUUAUGUACUUGCGGCGCGGCUGCGCGACGUGGAGAAAUUUCUCGUCCGAAUUACCCGCCAUGCCCCGGACGCCCGUGAUAAUUUCCGAUUCGAUCAUACUAUUGUGCAACCUAGGCGCGACGUGGAGGCCGCGGUGGGCCAUAUACUCGGGCUCGCUCCGGAAGCGGAGGACGAGCAUCCCGUGGACCCGACUCGAGGUGAAAAAGUGGGACAAGAUCUUCGGAUUUCUAAAGUGUCCGAGUCUUGUGCAGACGGGAGACGAGAGGGGCGUGUAUGUAGUGGGAGGUUUGAUGAGCUCGAACGUGCAGUCGAGCGCGUGCCUCACGAUCGUGAUCAUUAGGUUUGAUUUUGAGACGAUGUGGUUGAAGCGUGAGUCGCAGAUGCCGACGAGCAUGUUCAAGCAUUUCAAGGCGUGUGGGAAGUAUAAGGUGUUCGGAGGGGGGAAUAGGGUGUGCUUCUCGACGUAUGGGAUCGGGAAGAUGGCCGUGUGGGAGGGGAGUGGGGCGGGGAAGUGGGGGUGGGUGGAUGAUGUGCCGGUGGUCGAGGAGGAGGGAGGGGUGUGGCCGUAUUUCGUGUUGGACGAUGAUCUUGAUUGUUCGUUUAGAGAGAUGGAUGCUCUACCAAACGGAAAGUUAGUGGUUGAACAGACUGGCUUUAUUCGAGUAAUAAGCAGAACGACAAAUGUUCCACCAGACUUUAACUUGACAACUAAUAGGAGCGACAAAUGCUCCACCAAACCCGUUGCGUCUGCCGCUCCCUCCGUGCCGCCCUCUCCUCCCCCCAACUUCCUCCACCUCCUCUCCUUCCACCGCCUCCCCCUCCUCGCUCUCCGGCCCUCCUUCCCCACCACGGUUCCCUACGCCUACGACCAGGACUCCGGCCGGUGGCUUCACCUCUCCUCUCCUUCCUCCUCUUUCGGUCGCCGCCACAUCAUCGCCGCCUCCCACAGCCGCGUCUACCUUUGGGCCGCCUCCAACGACGACGACGAAGAGGAGGAGCAAAGCUCCCUGAAAGCCCUCUUCGUGUGUAACCCCCUAAUCGAUUGGGUUGAAACCCUCCUGAAACUCAGCUCCGCGUGGGCCCACCACAGAUACGUAGUCUGCGGCCCGGAAGCGUCCUCCUUCUCACCGGCCUCGCCGUUAUGUACUCGCGGCGCGUGGAGAAAUUUCUCGUCCAAAUUACCCGCCAUGCCCCGGAUGCCCGUGAUGAUUUUCGAUUCGAUCCUACUGUUGUGCAACCUAGGGGCGACGUGGAGGCUGCGGUGGGCCAUAUACUCAAGCUCCCUUGGGAAGCGGAGGACGAGCAUCCCGUGGACCCAACUCGAGGGGAAAAAGUGGGACACGAUUUUCGCGUUUCUAAAGUGUCUGAGUCUUGUGCAAACGAGAGAUCAGAGGGGUGUGUAUCUAGUGGGAGGUUUGAUGAGCCCGAACUUCGCGUGCCUCACGAUUAUCAUCAUUAGGUUUGAUUUGGAGAUGAUGUGGUUGAAGCAUAAGGAGCAGAUGCCGGCGAGCAUGUUCAAGUAUUUCAAAGCGUGUGGAAAGUAUAAGGUGUUCGGAGGGGGGAAUAGGGUGUGCUUCUCGGCGUAUGGGAUCAGGAAAAUGGCCGUGUGGGAGGGGAGUGUGACGGGGAAGUGA
This is a messenger RNA of Striga asiatica, 2127 nucleotides long. NCBI's taxonomy places the organism in Eukaryota, Viridiplantae, Streptophyta, Magnoliopsida, Lamiales, Orobanchaceae. The record is from the annotation of a GenBank genome assembly.